AUGCCCCAAGGAGAGACAGAAGGCGGCGUAGACGGCGGCGGAGGCGGCGAUGGGGGAGAGGUGCCCACGCUCAUCCCAGACGGGGAGCCGGUGAGGGAAGAGCAGCGGCCCCUGAAGCAGUCCUUGGGAGGCUCCCUUUGUCGGGAAUCCCACUGGAAGUGCCUCCUGUUAACCCUCCUCAUCCACUCAUGUGGGGCUGUGGUGGCCUGGUGCUGGCUGGCCACCGUACCCCGCCUGGCCAUAGGCGGCGGCCUUUCCCACGGGACCCCGGCCACCUACCAGGCCAGCCCCUGCUCCGAUGGCUACCUGUACAUCCCACUGGCCUUCGUCUCCCUCCUCUACCUCCUCUACCUGGCUGAGUGCUGGCACUGCCACAUGAGGGCCUCCCGGGCACCACGCACGGAUGUGGUCACGGUGCUGGCCUUGAUCCGCCGCCUCCAGCAGGCCCCACCCUGUGUCUGGUGGAAGGCCACCAGCUACCAUUAUGUCCGGCGAACCCGGCAGAUCACGCGCUACCGUAACGGUGACGCCUACACCACCACGCAGGUCUACCACGAGCGGGCCGAUAGCCGGACAGCACGGGGCGAGUUCGACUACUCUGCCCACGGGGUCCGAGAUGUCUCCAAGGAGCUGGUGGGGCUGUCCGACCACCCUGCCACCCGUCUGCGCUUUACCAAGUGCUUCAGCUUCGGGAGUGCAGAGGCUGAGGCGGCGUACCUCACCCAGAGGGCGCGCUUCUUUGGCGCCAACGAGGGCCUCGACGACUAUCUGGAAGCCCGAGAGGGGAUGCAUCUGAAGGACGUGGACUUCCGAGAGUCGCUGAUGGUGUUUGCAGACCCCCGCAGUCCCCCCUGGUACGCCCGGGCCUGGGUCUUCUGGCUCGUGUCGGUGGCCACACUGUCGUGGCCCCUCCGUGUGGUGGCUGCCUAUGGCACAGCCCACGUCCACUACCAGGUGGAGAAGCUCUUUGGGGCCAGCUCGCCACCCCCCGGAGGCCAUGCCCCCGGGGGUCCGUCCCUCUCCAGAGUGGCCACAGUGGACUUCACAGAACUGGAAUGGCACAUUUGCUCCAAUCGGCAGCUGGUACCCAGCUACUCGGAGGCCAUGUUGAUGGGUCCCGGCCCCACAGCCUACCUCAGAGGCUGCCAGCGCUGCCGCCGCUCUGUCAGCAGCAACUCGCUGCCCCCUUCCCGGGCCAGCGGGCCUCGCCUGCCCUUCAGCCGGAGCCGGCUCUCCCUGGGAGGGGGGAGCCGGGCCACCACCGGGGUCUUCCGGAGCCUGAGUGGGGGGCCCCUGGGGCGUCGCGGGGAAGACACAGAGCCCCUGGAGAGCCCCCCCUGCUACCAGGAUGCGCUUUACUUCCCCGUUCUCAUUGUUCAUGGAGACGGAGGCUGUCGGGGAGAUGGGCAAGGAGCCAUCUGA
This is a messenger RNA of Gracilinanus agilis (Agile Gracile Mouse Opossum), 1422 nucleotides long. It is a transcript of the gene TMEM151A, whose product is annotated as transmembrane protein 151A. The transcript has 2 exons. Lineage: Eukaryota; Metazoa; Chordata; Mammalia; Didelphimorphia; Didelphidae. Bases 1 to 1422 code for a protein of 473 amino acids. The record is from RefSeq and is a predicted model, not a curated record.